This is a messenger RNA of Camelus dromedarius (Arabian camel), 1473 nucleotides long. It is a transcript of the gene DNASE2, whose product is annotated as deoxyribonuclease 2, lysosomal. The coding region runs from base 204 to 1307 and encodes 367 amino acids. Gene Ontology annotation, molecular function: deoxyribonuclease II activity. The record is from RefSeq and is a predicted model, not a curated record. NCBI's taxonomy places the organism in Eukaryota, Metazoa, Chordata, Mammalia, Artiodactyla, Camelidae. The transcript has 6 exons. Gene Ontology annotation, biological process: apoptotic DNA fragmentation.
GAAAGCCCAGCCCCCGGAAGGAUCCUUGACAGCAUUUUCAAAUCUCUGCUUCUCACCUCGCGGGCGGAGUCUCCAUCCUCGUGAAGUCCGGGCCUGGGUUCCCAGGCGGGUUUGGGGAAGUGAAAGCCGCCAGGGACCGGGCCUGGCCCAGCUCGUGACCCUGCGCCUCGCGGUCCGGACACUUAUUUCUAGACUCCAGCCGAAUGGCCGCGCUGAGCCACCUGCUAUUGGCCGCGCUGCUCUGGGUUCCUGUAGGGACCCUGACCUGCUACGGGGACUCGGGGAGGCCUGUAGACUGGUUCGUUGUCUACAAGCUACCGGCCCACAGCGGGCCGGGAGAUGCGGCCCAGAGGGGUCUGCUGUACAAGUACUUGGACCAAGACUCAGGGGGCUGGCGCGACGGCACAGGGUCCAUCAACAGCUCUAUGGGGGCCGUAGGCCGCAGCCUACUGCCGCUGUACCAAAACACCACCAGCCAGCUCUCCUUCCUGCUCUACAAUGACCAACCGCCUAAAUCCAGCGGGUCUUGGGACUCUUCCAGCCGUGGGCACACGAAGGGUGUGCUGCUCCUGGACCAAGAAGGGGGCUUCUGGCUGAUCCACAGUGUUCCGAACUUCCCUCCACCUGCCUCCUCUGCUGUGUACAGCUGGCCUCCUAGUGCCGAAACCUACGGGCAGACCCUGCUCUGCGUAUCUUUUCCUCUCACCCAAUUCCUGGAUAUCAGCAGACAGCUGACCUACACCUAUCCCCUGGUGUAUGACCACAGGCUGAAAGAGGACUUCGCCCAGAAAUUUCCCCACUUGGAAGAGGUAGUCAAGGGCCAUCAUGUUCCCCAGGGGCCGUGGAACAACAGUGUAACACUCACAUCAAGAGCAGGAGCCACAUUCCAGAGCUUUGCCAAAUUUGGAAACUUUGGAGAUGACCUGUACUCUGGCUGGUUGGCAGAAGCCCUUGGCAGCAACCUGCAGGUCCAGUUCUGGCAGAAGUCUCCUGGCAUCCUUCCCUCCAACUGCUCCAGGGUCCAGCACGUGCUGGAUGUGACCCAGAUAGCCUUCUCUGGGCCAGCUGGGCCAACCUUCAGCACCACAGAAGACCACUCCAAGUGGUGUGUAGCCCCAGAAGGGCCCUGGACUUGUGUGGGUGACAUGAAUCGCAACCAAAGAGAGGAGCACCGGGGUGGGGGCACACUAUGUGCCCAGCUGCCUGCCCUCUGGAAGGCCUUCCAGCCUCUGGUGAAGGCCUGGAAGCCUUGUGGGGAGAAAAGCAGGGCCUUCUCUUCAGGAAGCCCAGCAGAGCACAUGAGCUAAGGCUCAGGGGCCAGUUUGGACUUCAGUAUGAAUCUGUUUAGUCCCUUCCUAGUUGUUUGGCCUUAAUCAUGUGCCUUAACCUGUCUGUGACUCAAUCUACCCACCUGCAAAAUGGGAAUUAUUAACACCUGACUGAUUAAGGAAUACAAGUAAAUUGGUGAACGAG